Cydia fagiglandana is the source of this 9738-nucleotide messenger RNA. RefSeq lists its product as uncharacterized. Gene Ontology annotation, cellular component: cytoplasm. Gene Ontology annotation, molecular function: protein binding; GTPase activator activity. The transcript has 17 exons. NCBI's taxonomy places the organism in Eukaryota, Metazoa, Arthropoda, Insecta, Lepidoptera, Tortricidae. Bases 17 to 4534 code for a protein of 1505 amino acids. Gene Ontology annotation, biological process: regulation of small GTPase mediated signal transduction; activation of GTPase activity. The record is from RefSeq and is a predicted model, not a curated record.
UUAUUUUUCCAGGACAAUGACGGCAAUAUGCUUCGUUUGCAAUCUGCCGAUACUGUCGCACCAAGUGGGGCUGGUGUGGGCGGGAGGGAACGGCUGGGACGAGCUGACGCGGUCCACACUCGAGGAGAACACGCUCCGGCAGCGGUUGGGCAGCCGGCGCGACUCGGCGGCGCAGGUAUCGUGCCUGUCGCCGCCCGAACCCGACGUCUCCAACCAGACACAAACUGGUCCCCGCCGACGACGAUCGUCACUAGCGCAGCUAACAGAUAUUCUGCGGGAGUGGGGUGGUGGUGGCAGCAGCGCCCCCCGCCGCCAAAGAGCCCCCCUGUCUCGGCGGGAAACCUUGGCAGACCUCGCCCGCUCCUUGCCUUGGGCACGCCAGCACGAGCCUCCGCCCCGCCGCCGACGCGACUCUUCCGCCGACUCGGGCAUCAAAUCCAUGGCAUCCAAACGCCGUGACUCGAAAGCCGCACCCCAAGACUUCCGUACAGACUUUCCCAACGCUUGGGAUCGUAGAGAUUCAACCACCAUUGCGCCAAGCCGGGAAAGGCGCGUCAAGAGACGCGGGUCGGGUGACGACAAAGAACGUCGAGACUCAGUCGACGGACACCGCCACCGGAGAGAUUCCGUCGCAGCUCCUCCUCCUCGGAUAGUCGCGACACAUAGAAAGAGACGUUUAUCACCUCCAACACCGGCGCCACCGUCAUUUGUCGAUGCUUCAUCAGAUCCCGGUCCAUCGACACAUAUGCCUUCCGUGACAGUGGUAACUGUACAUGAACCCAGCCGUUCCGAUGGAGAAUGUCAGCCAAUGACAAUGCCAACCAUAAUUACAUCUGCUGUUACACCAUCUCCAACGUCUCCUACGAUACCCAGUAAUGCAGCUCAGGCGGGUCAGACUUGCCAAACUACUCAAGCUACAGCAGUAUCCCCAAGCGGAAGAACUCCGCCUAGUCUUGGUGGCCGACGAGAUUCUACAACGCAGUGUGGUCGAGCUAGGAGGGACUCUCGAGCUGCUGCAAGUCCAGAACGGAGACUGGGUAGGCUACAGCGGCAGGCAACUGCGUUUGAUGACCCAAAUGGACCACCUGGAACGCGCCGUCGAGAUUCCGGGCCAUCUUUAGGUCCCGAUGACGAAAACCGUGUAAGGAGAGAUUCCCUAAGCCCCGAUUCAGCGGUGCGACCACGAAGAGAUCGAUCUCAGUUGAGUCCGGAUCGAGCUGGAAAUGUGGAGCUAAGUCCAUCGGCAGCAAGAAGACGCAGCCGGUUGCGAAGGCAGGCUUCGUGCGCUAGAGGCGGCCGCGCUCGGAGUCCUGAGUCAAGUUCUUGUUCGAGUCGAGACCCUAGCCCGGGCGCGCGUCCCCCAGAGCGAACUAUGAUCCGUCGCCAAUCUACUACUGAGGAGAUAUUGAUAGCGCGAGGGUUCCGAAGACAGUCCACUACGGAGGAAAUGAUCAGGUGCCGGAACUUCCGGCGACAGAGUUCACAGAGCGACGACGCGUGCAUGCGCGCCCGCGGCCGGAGGGACUCCUCCACUCAAAUCCUCGACGGCACCAUAGGCACCAUGACCGUCGAGACCACGAGCACAUUCUUCGAUUCAAGCACACAGACAGAGCCAUCCCCGUUGUACGACAACAACCAUUACCACGAGGAAUGUCUCCGCUGCAACUCCUGUGGGCUGAACCUGACCGGACCCAAUCAGAAACGCGCACGCCGUUUCAAGAACCACAUCCUGUGCGACCUGCACUUUGCGGACGUCGCGCUCAUGGAGUGCAGUGACUUCAUGCAGCAACUGCGCAGCUUCAAGCCCCAGUCCCUCGGCUGCGCCGUCGCGCGCCGCAAGUCUUCGACCACGCUCAUAUUCCCGCUGCCACCGCAGGCGUGUUCAGAUGAAUUCUGCGAAGAGUACCCACACAGCCUGAUCCCGACGCCGGGGUACUGGAUCGAGUGCUCGCGGCAGAAGAUAACGACCGACACCAUCUGGGACGAGUCGGAAUCGGAGCACGACAGCGGCCCAGAUCGGGACAACGCAGACAAUGACCGCCACCGAAGAUCGGGUUCGCUGGACGAGGCAGCCGAAGACAGCAGCGACAAUGGCGGCAGCACGCCGAAGAAGAAGACCGUCAUCGAGGAGCAAUGGGAGCGCUCAGGGGCCUUCGAACUCACCUCUGUGGAGCAGGAGACCUACGAGAAGUACUUCUACGGCUCUGAGCACUGGAACUACUUCACCAAUGACGAGGACCUCGGCCCCGUCAUACUGUCCAUUAAGCAGGAGACGCUUAAUUCCAGAGAUCAGUUCAGAAUCCUGGUCCGAGCGAUCAGCUACACGGUGCACGGGCUGAUCCCGGCGUCGUGCGUGUUCGCCGACCGCUACAAUCGCGAGGAAGUGGUGCGGUCGCUGGGCAAGGAGGUGAACAUCAACCCGCCGCUCAUGCUCGGCCAACUGCCCGACACGCCCGAGGAACUGCUUAAGCUGGAUCAGGUGUUUAUAAAGUCGGAGUUGAAAGUGGGCGUGAUAUUCGUCAAAGAAAACCAAUAUAGCGAAGAAGACAUUCUGGACAAUAAUGAAAAUUCGCCAAUGUUUGAAGAGUUCUUACAAGUGCUCGGGGAAAAAGUGCGGCUAAAAGGUUUCGACAAAUACAAGGGCGGUUUAGACACCGUCCACGACCUAACGGGCCUGUACUCAGUAUACACGAACUGGCGAGGAAUCGAGAUAAUGUUCCACGUAUCGACACUAUUGCCAUACGAACGCCACGACCCCCAGAAGCUUCAGAGGAAGCGGCACAUAGGGAAUGAUAUUGUGUGCGUCGUAUUCCUCGAAGCGGACAACACUGCCUUCUCGCCGGCUUGCAUUAAAAGCCAUUUCUUACAUACGUUUAUUUUAGUACGAGUAUCGGCACGGAUAAAACGGCGGCCGACCAGGUACGAAGUCUCGGUUGUCACUCGGGACGAGGUCGGUGCAUACAAACCCUACCUCUGGGAGCAGAGUGUGUUUGACAAAGGCCCCAUGUUCAGAGAAUGGCUUCUCACGAAAAUAGUAAACGGAGAAAGAGCGUCAUAUUCCGCCCCGAAAUUUGCGAGGAUGCAAGAAAGAACGCGGAGUCAAAUGCUCGAAGACAUUGUAGCUAACUUGCAAAAUCACGCCGAAACUGGACAGAUACCUAAACCAUAUAGGAGAGGUUCAUGGCGCCCUAUCGGACAUAUGAGGCCGUCAUCCCCUCUCCUCGACUCUGUACGCGAUCAGUUUGAGGACUACGACCAGCUCGCGAAAGACUUUACGAGGGUGUUUCUCAAUAAUGAGCUGAACGUGGCCACGAAUGCCCAGCUGUUUGAUGUCGUGUUCCUCGUGGGACAGUCCAAGCAGAAGACCAAGUUUAUUGGUGUGAGGGCGAUAUUGGGGGUUAGGAGUAGAGUAUUCCAAGAGAUGUUGUACGGCAUCCAGACCGGAUUCGGGUCGCCGCAGGUGCCUGUAGCGGAGCUGCUAGCGCGGCCGGCACCCACGCUGCUGUCGCCCACGCCAGCGCGCCAGAAGAGCAGCAACUUCCUGCAGGUGCCCGACAUCGAGUCGCCAAGGCCAAAAAGCGUACCCAGUUCUCCCAUGGUGAAACGGGCUUUCUCCCGGCUGGGCACGAUCACGGCCGGCUGGGGCCGCUCCAUACGCAAGCAGCACUCGCAACUCAACGCUGACGACAAGAAGAAGUGGGCCAGCUCGCAAGACUGCUCUAAUAAAGAAGGCAAAGAUAAAGACAAGGACAAAAAUGCGGCGUUAGCAGUACCGAGACUAUCGGUGUGCGCCGACGCCCAGAAAGUGGAUCGUGCCAAACUUGCACAGACUGAGUUUUCUAUAAUCGAGUUCGACCCGGAAACGUUCCGCAUCCUGCUAGACUACCUGCAUACGGGCAGCUGUCCGCUGACCUGCGCCUCCAUCCCGGGGCUGAUCUGCGCCGCCGAGCACUACGACCUGCCUGAGCUGCUGCAGGCCUGCUUCCACCACGCCAAGCAGUUCCUCAGGAUAGAAGUGGUUUGCACAAUGCUGAUAUCUCUGGAGAACUACUACUGGCGGUACACGUCGGCGUCGGAGCUGGUGAACAUGAUCCUGGCAUUCACGGAGCAGCGCGCCUACGCGCUGUUCCAGACGGCCGAGUUCCUCAACCUAUCCGAGUCGAUGGUGCAGAUGAUCAUGUGCCGCAACCUCGAGGUGCCCGAGGUCCGCAAGUUCGAGGCCAUGCUCAGCUGGGCGCGCAACAAAAUCAAGGCCAAGUCCGCCAAUAAGACUGAUGCCAAAAAUGAAUUUAAAUGCAUUAUGGAAAGGCUCGCACGAGACCUGAAGCUGUAUAGGAUCUCACCGCAGGAGCUGAUCAAGGUGGUGCUCCCGUCGAAGGCGAUCAAGAACGAGCGCAUCCUGGAGACGCUCAUGUACCAGGCCAACUCGGGCAUGUACCGGAUCCAGGACAGCUACAUCGAGGCGUGCCAGCAGCGGCUGCAGAAGCAGGACUCGCGAUUCUCCGAGUUCGAGAGCUUCGACUACGGCAUUUAAACGGAGCUGUGAGGAUUAUCAGUGUAUUAGAUAGAUUUUGAAGAGAGACUGGCCUGCUCCUUCUCAUAUGUGGUAUGUUGAAGCCUUCUAAAGUAUUAUUGUUAUAGAUGUACUCGAGUAGAGGUGCGAGAAAUUAUUGUACACUUCUCGGAUACCUAUUCCUUGUUGUUGUUCAUUGAUACCUAUAUAUAUUUUUUACAUCUAGACGUGUUCAGCAUAAUCAUCUCUAUUUUUGGUACCGUGAACAUUGCGAUACGUGUGUUGUUUCGCAAAUGAAGACACCCGAUCGGCUGGCGUGGUGUCUUGUCAGUUUAUGCCCAUACAGAUGUAGUUCGAUUUGCGACCACAUGACGUAUACACUAUAAAUACCAAUACUUAUCAUACAUAUCACCAUUCCAGCCGCCUUAUACUAUAUUGAGUAUAUUUUCAACCAAUUGAUCAAAUUCAUUGUUUAUUUUCUAUGAUCCUAAAGUACAAAACAAUGGUUCAUGUAAUUAAGGGGUUUCAAAAGUAAGUACAUAUAUGAUAAUCAUCAACCAUUUUUAGGGUUCCGUAGGCAAAACCAAAAACAUGUAUGGCAAAAACAGAACCCUUAUAGUGUCGUCAUGUAAUAUUAUGCGUAGACCAACACGCAUUUGGCCGGUUUUUAAAAUAACUAGAAGUAAAAAAUUUGGUACAUUCUUAAUUUUUUAUUUGUCAUGAAUUCAAUAAAAUAUUCAUUUUAGUAUUGACAGAGGUACAUUUGUGAAACCCCUGAUCUAUCCACAAAUCGUACUUUAUCAUACACAUCAUUGUUUCAUGCAAACGCGACUGAUUCACAAAUACGUUAAGUCGUAUUCUAAAAAAACGUAUUAUAAAUACUACUUAUAUAUGAACAUAAUGAAUAAAUAAUUAAAUAUCUAAAAGGAUGUACAAAAUGAUAAAACACAAUUGAAAUUUAAUGAAUAUGAACGUUACGGAACGUUACGAACGUUAGAUAAUUUGUAGAAUAAUUAUGAUGUCUAUAGCGAAUCUCGUUAUUGAGAAAUCUUUAAACCUGUUAUUGCCUUUUGUCUUACUAAAUUUAUUUGUAAGCCUUUCCACGUAUAUUUGUUAACUAAUCAAUUUCGCUUAACUUCUCUGUACUCAGAAUGUUUCUUAACAUUUAUACAAUGGAUAGAUAUCAAAAUUUUUAUAAUAUAAGUACCUACUUAAAUAUUUUUUCUGCGAAAGUACAAAAAGUUGGUAAUAGUUUAUUGAUUACAUUAAAGACAUAGUUAUUAUUUACUGCGGCCAUAGCAUGGUAUAAAAAAUAUACUCCGCCUGGUACUCUCUUCCGACCUCGUGACUAACACAAGCCUACGUCAUCAUGCGACAGCGCUAUAUGAUAGUAUUGAUAAUAUGCAAGACGGCUUAGAACCUCUCUCGGAGAGACGUCGGCUCUCUUUGCAUGUUCUACCGUCUGUACAAUGGGAAAUGCUCGGAAGAACUUUUUAUCAAAGGAGCAAAGUUCAUCCCCACUUCUUAGAUACAUGGCACACCAAGAAUAAGCGGGCAUCUCGCUCGUUUCUUCCUAGAACGUGCAGAAUGUGGAAUGACUUGCCUCCUGAGGUAUUUCCUUUCGCUACGACAUGGGAUUCUUCAAGAAGCGGGUAUUUAGGGUUCUCAAGGGUCGGGAACGCUUAAAGUGGCUCCUGUGAUGUUGCUUAUGUCCAUGGGCGACGAUGACCGCUUCCCAUCAGGCGGCUCGUCUUCUCGUUUGCUGACUAUUACAUAAAAAAAGCGCUAAGUAUAUAAAGUAGCAAUGUUAUUGUGACGUAGGCUUGUGUCACUCUGGGAAGAGAAGACCAUUGUUUUAUUAGGCUAUGGGCCGUGGCAUUUGGGUCAAAAAAAUUAAUGUAGGUACUUUGUAGGUACUUAUUUGUAAUUUUUUUUAAUGCAGUAAGGUGACACAAGUCUGGUUGAAUGUCAAUAAUUGGUCAUGUGGGCUGAGCUAGACCUGCCUACAAAAUUAGUCUUGGUCUUUAAACUGACAUAUAUUUAAAAUUGUUUCCGUAGAAAUUGCGUCCUAUUUAUUACUUAUCAGCAAUCUGAUAUACUUACAUUGAUAUUUAGUGAAAACUGUCUCCGUUUAUUACUAGCGGAAAAGCUUCCUUUUUAAUGAUGUGUAGGUAGGGAUUUCUACAGGGUCGAUCAUUUUUGGACCGUUAGCCAUAUUGAGCGAUUUCAACUUCCCAUAGGAAUCGUCGACAUCCACUCGACCAAAAUGUAUGAAACGGCCAAAUAAAUUUUUGUCAUUACGGAGUUAGUCCCAUAGAAAAAGUUGUUCAGUAUGACCUACCUAAUCCCCUCUCACAAUAUGGCUAACGGUCCAAAAAUGACCCUGUAUUUGAGGGUAGGUGACAUUCUACUCUCCAUGUUUUCCUUUCACAGCUUGUCGCUCUUCAUAAUUUAUUAUAGUAAGUACAAAUUAUAUUUUCUUACAAACAUGGGUAUUUAAAAAUAAAUGUGUAGAUCCAAUAAAUGAGAUAUAAUUGAUGUAUAGACAUAAACUAUAAUCGUGCUCUUCCUGUUCGGUUGACGCUGUUACUGUUCAAAUGAGCUUGCGUUUCUUUUUAUUACACCUAAGUCUGGAGUCUCUCCCAGAAGUCGUCGGCAAUAUCGAGGGUCUGCUAGGCUUCUUGGUAGAAUUGGGUUGGCAAGAAUAGUGCCGGCAACCCAUCACGCAAUAUAAGCGCAAUAAUAUGACGUCGAGUUACAGAAAUCAAGCUCGCGAGAACCUGUAACCUACAUACACCUAAGUCGGCUACCUACUUCAUAAUUUAUUUCAUGAAUCCCUUAUUAUUUAAGUCCAAAUACCUUUUCAUCUUGGGUUAACAAUAAUGUGUUUUAUGUAUUACUUUCAUUACAUAAAACAAUAGAAUCAUGGCUUUUGCAAUGACAAAAUGAGGCAAUGACGGCCAAGUUGCUUAUAAUAUAAUGGUUUCGAAUGUAGUACCUAUAACAAUUUACAUUUUUUUUGUGGUAGGUAUUGAAAUAUCAUUUGGACCUGCGGAACUGGCUCCCGCGGCUUCCAAAUUGUAAAAAAAAAAUAAUGCAAAAAAAACGAAGUAGGUGAAUUAUGUUCACAUCCAAGUUUUCCAAUUUAUUCACAUAAUACUCGUACAAAUGAACAGAUGAACAGGCCGCGUAGCCAAGAUGCCAAUCGCUUACGCUCCGUAGCGAUCGAAACGUAACUGUCACUGUCGCGCUAAUAUGGAAGAGUGAUAGAGAGACAUAAUGCUUUUCGUUGUCGAAGCGAUAGCGAUUGUCAUCUUGGCUAGGCCGGCUGGCCUUUUUCUGAGCGACAAUAGCGGUUUUAAAAAACUUGCUUCGCCGUGGGUUGGUCUUAUUGUCUAAACACUUUGGACGAGAUUACCUUGAAUGGAAAAAAUUGUGGGACAGUAACUAGUUUCGAAAUGUGUUGAAAUUAUGUUAUCAAUGUCUUUCAAACUAUCAGAAACUACUAAUUAUAAGAAUCUACUUAAAUUCGUGUUUAACCAACUGUCAAAACUUCAGUUUCAUGCAGAAUAUUUACUAUUAGAACGUUUCCAUUUGGUUUGAUUAGCUCCAUCCAUAAAGGUGUCAGUAACAUAUAUGGAAGCCGAUUCGAACCUUAAUAAUAUGAUCUUGAUUUGUUAGAGCUUGAUAUUCUUGAUCUACACAUGUGCAUUUCGCCCACACUUAUAUAUUUCACAGACAUAGUAACAUAUUAAGUUGAGAUUAUUAAAUUUCGAAUAAGCUACAUUAUUUUCAUCAAUAUAUCACCAUUUGGCGCAACUUCGCCAUUCACUCACCGAUGAAGAUUAAUUUAUUGCAUUGCAGAAUGUCCUUGUUCUAUAUUUCAUUUUCAACCCGUAUCUCCAUUCCAUAUCUUAUUUUGCUAGGUGUAGCUUUUUUGUUUUUGUAACAGAUGUCCUAAUUGAGAAAUUUCACCUGCCUCUCUGUUACUCGAAUAAUAUACAACAGAGAUAAGACGCAUAUAGGUAUACCCAUUUUAAUUUUUUCUAUAGUUAUUGGGGGCUCAGGUUUAUACUUCUUAUAAUCAGCAUUAUUUUUAGAGUUCCGUGCCCAAAGGGUAAAUACGGGACCUUAUUACUAAGACUCCACUGUCCGUCUGUCUGUCACCAGACAGUUGAAAUUUUUACAGAUGAUGUAUUUCUGUUGCCGCUAUAACAACAAAUACUAAAAAGUACGCAACCUUCGGUGGGCGAGUCCGACUCGCACUUGUCCGGUUUUUUUUUUGCUAGAAGUACGAGUAAGACGCAAACCUACAGACCUACACUAUACCUAACUGUUAAAGAAAUAUCUUCUGAACCAAUUUAAAUGUUAAACAUUUUUAUAUCUUAUAAUAUCUAUCUGUAUGAAUACUUAGUGUUAUACCUUACCCACGCGGUGAAUAGACCCAUUUUACGCAUUGAUGUUUGUAGAUAUUUGCAAUAAAAGGAAAAUGGUAGGUACAAAAACUUCACCGAUGCGGAUAAAACGAAGUUUACUUAUUUGGCCUUAUAUUUUUCCAUAAGUUAAAUUAUAUGUGGUAAUAAAAAACAUGUCAAACAUUGUUUUAAGCUCCAUUAUUUUCUUAUGCAACUAAGUAAUUUUCUUAUGUGGGAUACGUCUGAAAAUCUUAAUGAAAAUGUUUAAUAUUAGGUGUUAAUGUAUAAAUACGUAGCCUAAAAUUAAAAAACGUUUCUAAAAUUCUGGCAAAUAACAAUCAAAAAGUAAAGAUGAAAUGUCGAUAAAAUUUUUAUACUCGUGGAAUGCAUUUACAAAGUUUAAAAUAUGAUCUUCAAUUGUUGUGGAUGAUUUUAAUUUUUUUUAACUUUUAGUAUUUAGUUUAUUGUGAUUUUGCUCAAAGCUUUGAAGGAAUUUUAUGCCGUUGAAUGUAACUUUUGGAGUCUGCAUUCCAAACUUGGAUCUGUUCAUAAAGUAAUUGUACUUAAAUACUCAUCUAUAUGUAAUAAGUUUAAUUUGGUAGAACACCAAAUAUGGACGUGUUGAUAAGUUUUCUAUUCCAAAAUUUUAACCUUCCUGUGAUCGUGGAUGUUGCUAUAUUUAUGUAUAUGUUAAUAUGUGGGAUCUUCAAAGAAAAUGAAAAAAUAUAUAACUGUUAUUUUGCAUGAGCAAGAUGAAUAUUCAAUGAAAUAUUAUGUGGUGAAUAAAGUUUUUUUUGUGUAUCUAUUUCA